UUAACCUGUAUGUAUGUGCGAAUAAUAUAUCGUCCAAUGGGUAAUAUAUGUCAACAGUCCUCUAACUACAGGGUAUAUGAGGUGGGACGAUGAGCAGAUAUAAAGUUUAUUAAUCAUUUAAGAGAAAUUCAGCUGUCCUCUAACUAAAAAUAAAAUAAAUGGAGUAAAUUUAAUAUUUAAACAAGUGAUUAUUACAUUGUUUAUAUAACAGUUAUAGUAGUAAAUAGAGAAAUACAUAGUAACUUCAUUGUGUAAAUACAUUAAAUCCAUACUUUACACAUCCUUAUCUUAACAGUGAUAAUGAAUGACAUAAUAAUGAUGGGUAUUUCACAUCUUACAGCCAGGUCACCGAGGUCUUCACAUGACACAUGCGAUGUGAUGUCAGCAUGUGCCAGUACUGAUAGAUCUAACUAUACCUGUGCUCUUCCUGAAAUGAGAGUAAAACAUUCAGUUCCUUGUCAGAUGAUAGUUUACUAGAAUGGCUUCCAAUGAAAAUGAACAUGAUAACUGCUGCCUUUAUUUAAAAUUAAAUGGAAAUCUGUAAACAGCAUCACAGCUUGGUUAGUCCAGUUCUUCCAGCUGUAAACGCACUUGUUUGUGUCAGACGAAAACCCCGAGGCCACUUCCAGUUUAGUUGCAGGAAGUUCGAAAGAGGUGAUUGUGAAAGAAAUACCAUCUGUCAUUAUUGUGAAUUCGUCAAGCACAUUUUCACACUCGACCACGUCACAGCUGAUACGACAUGUGAGCGUUAUCAUUAUAAAAUUGGAUCGUGCAAGAGUGUUGUUGCAGUUGCUGUAAAGGACGGUGAGGAACAGUUGGAUGUGUUGUUCUCUUGCUGUGUAGCUGGCUGUAACACCAUAUCACCUUACAUCAGAAGAAGCAGAUUCAAGUGGACCCAAACACAGUUGAACAUGCCCUUAAAAGCUCUAGUCUGGUCUUAAUCAGCACCUUAAGUAUUACUGAAGAAAACAGCAGCACACUGUUGGAUUCUGCACAGCAAAUCUCCUCUGUGAUGCCUGCAGUCAACAGAUUCAGGUCUCUUUACCAGAGACUAAACAGUGACAUCAAGGAUGGCCUGGCUCGGAAUCCUUUGAGUCUCCAAGAGUCAGCGAACGCACCAACAGACUUUCAGAGGGAGGUGGACCCAGUGGUGUCCGCCAUCAGGAGGGGGGAUGUAGAGGCUCUUAAUGGUCUGGCAACAUCUGCUCCUCACAGCCUGAUGAAGGAGAACAACAACGGAUGGAUACCUUUGCAUGAUGCUGCCUUCAGUGGACAGACUGAGUGUCUGAGGACCCUGCUGAGGGUCCAUCCAGAUUCAGUAGACAAACGUACACUGCAGGAACAGACAGCUUUACUCCUCGCUGUGUCUUGUGAACAUUUGUCAUGUGCACAGUGUCUUCUGGAGGCAGGCGCUGACCCCGACAUCAGCAGCAAGAACAAAGAAACCCCUUUAUACAAAGCCUGUGCGCUGGAGAACAUGGACAUGGUGAGUCUCAUUAUCUCUUAUGGGGCCUCUGUGAACCAGCGGUGUGGUCAGGCCUGGACAGCCCUUCUGGAGGCUGUAUCCAGGAACAACACUGACAUCUGUGAGAUGCUUCUAAGAGCUGGGGCCACAGUCAACCCUGCUAACACCUACAGCGUUACACCUCUUAUUGUAGCAGCUCAGUGGGGACACCUGAAGGCACUGUGUUACCUCAUUGAAAAAGGUGCUGAUGUGAACAUGCAGACAUGUGAUGGACUAACAGCGUUACAUGAGGCCAGUAAAAAUGGCCACAGGGACAUCGUGGCCAUGCUGUUGGUGAAAAAUGCAGAUGCAAACAAACCCACAAACUCAGGGCUGCUACCUCUGCAUACUGCUGCGCAAUAUGGACACCAUGAGAUUGUCUCCCUGCUUGUCUCAGUGACGAGUCGUGCCAGGCUGCGACACAGUUGGAUCAGCCCUCUGCACCUGGCAGCGCAACACAACAGACACACUGUAGCAGCUGUGCUCCUUAAGACAGGUGCAGAUGUCAAUGGUACUCUGGCCCACAGUCACUCCAUCCAGUUUGCAGAUCGACGAGCUACAGCCCUCUACUUUGCAGUUGCCCACGGCAGCAGAGAGACAGCAGAGGUUUUAUUAAAUGCUGGUGCUAGUCUGAGCCUGGACCCGGUCAGUCCUCUGCUGGUGGCUGUAAGGAGGAGCUGCGUCAGCACUGUGUCCUUACUGCUGGAACGAGGAGCCGAUACCAAUGCCAGAAUCCCAUGUUAUGCUACAAUGUUCCCUGCUGUUAUUGCACUGUGUAUGAAUAAUCUGCCCCUUCUUAAGUGCCUCCUGGACAAUGGCUGCGAUGCCCUUUCCUGUUUUACCUGCACAUAUGGCAGCAUUCCUCACCCAGCCCCAACAGUCUCUCAUUUAAAUACUACUGGUAGCAAUGGAUAUGUCUUUCAGAAUGACAGUGUGCUCAGUGUAAACUGCAACGAACCACCAGAAAAUACAACACAGUUCUGUGAGUGGGUAUCAUCAUCUGUUAUGUGUAGCUGGGCAGGACCCAUCAUAGACUUACUGCUGGAGCAUGUCGGUCAAGUUCAGAUGUGCAGUAAGCUCAAUGAACUCCUGGACAGCCGAGAAGAAUGGCGUGCCAUCAAGAGGAAGUCAUUAUCACCUCGUCCACUGCUGCACCUUUGCAGAGUAAAGAUUCGGACUCAGAUGGGGAGACAGAGACUGAGGUCUGUGCCCAGCCUACCUCUGCCAGACAGAAUGAUCAGAUACCUGAGCCUGACUGACUGAUAUGUUCAAUUAAUAUCCAAGACUUCCUUUUUUUUUUUUUUUUGCGUCUUUUUAAUUUCCAUCUAAUACCUCAAAUGUGUAAAUAUCCCUUCAAAGCAGCUCCUUGUGUAUAAAAUUUCUAUUUAUAAAACGUGUACUGUGACAAUAAGGUUCUUUGAAUUGUCUGUAAGAAUGUUUUGAAGUCUUACAGUAACCCUUGGUGAAAAGUAAAAAUGAUCUUAUGUCAAAAUGAGUUCUUAUGGGAAUUUGUGUCAUUUAUUUAAAAAUAAAAGUCACUGUCUCUAUCAAACAUUA
Sphaeramia orbicularis (orbiculate cardinalfish) is the source of this 3061-nucleotide messenger RNA. RefSeq names its product ankyrin repeat and SOCS box protein 2-like. Gene Ontology annotation, molecular function: protein binding. The coding region runs from base 1013 to 2767 and encodes 584 amino acids. The record is from RefSeq and is a predicted model, not a curated record. The transcript has 10 exons. Gene Ontology annotation, biological process: intracellular signal transduction. NCBI's taxonomy places the organism in Eukaryota, Metazoa, Chordata, Actinopteri, Kurtiformes, Apogonidae.